UGAAGAAAAAGGACCAUCUGCGGAUCCUGGUUUGAUCAGAACACGGCUUGUCCGCUUGCUGGUUCCCCCACUGCUUCCCGCGUGCUUCUCUCAAGAGUCCAACUUCUUCUUGUCUUCUUUUCCCCACACAGCCCAGAUUGAAGUGAUCCCCUGCAAGAUCUGCGGAGACAAAUCUUCCGGGAUCCACUACGGGGUCAUCACUUGCGAAGGAUGCAAGGGUUUCUUCCGACGCAGCCAGCAAGGGAACAUGACCUAUUCUUGUACUCGGCAACAAAACUGUCUGAUCGACCGCACCAGCCGCAACCGCUGCCAACAUUGUCGCCUGCAGAAAUGUCUCAGCCUUGGCAUGUCCCGUGACGCUGUCAAAUUUGGCCGGAUGUCGAAGAAGCAACGAGACAGCCUCCACGCCGAAGUCCAGAAACAGCUGCAGCAGCAGCAACAACAUCAAGGCGGAGAGAGCUCCACCUUCUCCUUGGGCAUGGCCAACGGUCAACUCAAGCUGGACCCUUCUCCAGAUCUCCGAGAAGGCUCCCCUGCACUCCUCACCAGACAGACCCGCCUUAGCCAGUCUCCAGAUGAGACGGCGGGCUUGGCCUACUCUAACGGACUCCCCAAGGCGCAGAUACUCCUGGGUGAGGACCAGCAGGACUUCUUCAAGAAAGGGUAUGGUCCUGGGGUCAUCAAGGUAGAACCCAGGACCAGCGGCUAUUACGCUAUGGAGAGGCAGGCGUCACCAGACCUCCUGUCCCCGAAUGUCACCAGAGCAGAUCACACAGCAGCCAGAGAGACCCUUGACGUCUAUGCCAACCCAAGCUUCACCGGCUACUUGGAGUGCCCGCAUCCUUCGCUAACGGAGAUUGAGCACUUAACCCAGAAUGUCCUCAAGUCCUACCGGGAGACGUGUCAGCUUCGCUUGGAAGACCUCCAGCUGCUGAGGUGGGAAACCUUCACCCGAGAAGAAAUUGGGAGCUACCAGAAGAAGACUAUGGAGGAAAUGUGGGAACGUUGCACCUGCCGCAUCACGGAAGCCAUCCAGUAUGUGGUGGAGUUCGCCAAGCGAAUGGGGGGCUUCAUGGACCUUUGCCAGAACGACCAGAUCGUGCUUCUCAAAGCAGGUGCCAUGGAGGUGGUUCUGGUGAGGAUGUGCCGAGCCUUCAAUUCUGAGAACCGGACAGUCUUCUUUGAGGGCAAAUACGCUGGCCCAGAAGUCUUCAAAUCUCUAGGUUGCAGCGAACUGAUCAACUCCAUCUUCGACUUCACACACAGCCUGUGUUCGCUCCACUUCUCCGAGAACGAAAUUGCUCUUUUCACAGCCUUGGUGUUGAUCAACGCAAAUCGCCCGUGGCUGCAAGAGAGAAGCAAAGUGGCCUAUUUGCAAAACAACCUCGAAGUGGCCUUCAGACAGAUGUUGCAGAAAAAUCACCGGGAAGGCAUUUUGGCAAAGUUGCCGCCCAAAGGAAAGUUGCGAAGUCUCUGUUCCCAGCACGUGGAGAAGCUCCGGUCCUUCCGCCAGACCUACCCCAUGUUCGUCCACACGGUUUUCCCACCGCUGUACAAAGAGCUCUUCAGUUCAGACUCCGACCCGCUGAUCCAGGGGCCCACAGGGGUGUAACCCUCCCCUCCCCACAAGCUGAGGAGGCGUCGCCUCGCGGUCCCCUGGAAGCCAGGCGCGAAACGAAGAAUUGGCUCGAGGGAAGCAGUCAACAAAGAGAGCCGGCGAGAGUGGACAAGGAGUGGGUCAUCGCUCGACUGUCCUCAUUUUGGGGGAGUCCCACUUCAUCCUGGAAGAAAAACAAGCCAGGGUCACCUGUCUCCCCCCCCCCCUCGGAGGGACCCCUCAAAGUGUUCCAGUUUACGUUUAAGGGUUUAGCUGCCAUGGAGGCAAGAAGCAGUAAGUGGGGGAUUGUGCGAGACAGAGAAAUCCACCCUGAUACAGAUUUGUGGGAAGGCAACGCUGGAUACCGCAAACACGCUCGGCCGAUGCCCCAAAAUACCUCAUUUGUGCCAUUUUAACGGCAAGAGACUUGGCC
Thamnophis elegans (Western terrestrial garter snake) is the source of this 2030-nucleotide messenger RNA. RefSeq names its product RAR related orphan receptor C (gene RORC). The record is from RefSeq and is a predicted model, not a curated record. The coding region runs from base 248 to 1612 and encodes 454 amino acids. Gene Ontology annotation, biological process: regulation of transcription by RNA polymerase II. The transcript has 9 exons. NCBI's taxonomy places the organism in Eukaryota, Metazoa, Chordata, Lepidosauria, Squamata, Natricidae. Gene Ontology annotation, cellular component: nucleus. Gene Ontology annotation, molecular function: nuclear receptor activity; zinc ion binding; RNA polymerase II cis-regulatory region sequence-specific DNA binding.